AUGGUACCGUCCAAUGACCGGGCCGUGGCCACCAGCCAAGGCAACGACGACGACAACAUUUCCACAUAUACCCUCAGCGACGAUGGCGCUUCGCUGUCCGACACCUCAGAGCGCCGCCGCCUAAUCCGCCACAAAAAGAUCGUCCGCGCCGUCGCCCUCGUCGUCGCCACCCUCAUGUCCCUCUGCGCCGGCUCCAAUGCCGUCUUCUCGCUCUACGCGCCCAAGUUCCAGUCGUGUCUACGCUACACCCAGUUCCAGGUCAAUGGCGUCGCCAUCGGGAGCUCCAUCGCCCUCUACCUCCCCAUCUCCGUCAUGGGCUACGCGUGUGACCGCGCCGGGCCUGCGCCGCUCUCCCUCCUUGCUGCCCUCCUCUUCGCCACGGGCUACGGCACCGCCGCCACCCUCUUCCGCAAGCUCGACAUUGAAUACAACAGCCAAGGAAAGUCGGCUGAGCGCGGUAAUGAAAAGACUUACCCCCUGAUGGUGUUUGCGUUUGUCUGCAUCGGCGCCGCUACCUGCGCCAUGUACAUCUCUGCCGUCUCGACGUGCGCCAAGAACUUUGGCAAAGGCAAGCACAGAGGCCUGGCCCUGGCCCUACCCAUUACGGCCUUUGGCAUCAGCGGCAUGCUGAUCAGCCAGUGUGCUAGCAACUUCUUGUACACGCGGCUGCCAGAUGGCUCCAAGGGUGACGUCGACGUAUUCCGCUUAUUCGUCUUCUUGGCGUUUCUCCUGCUCACCGUCGGUGUCUUGGGCUUCUUUACUUUGAAGGUCGUCGAUGAAGAGGACUUGAUAGAGGGCGCCAUCGAGGAGUUGGAGCAGAGCGGACUUCUGGACAAUCGUUCGCUGCUUCAGCGUGCGUCGAGGACAUACGGAACGAACGCUCCCGGUACGCCGGCUUCCAUAGAGAGCGCUCCGCUACUUGCUGCUUCAUUUAGAGAUGACGACGACGCUCAGUGGAAGAAGAACUGGGUACUCAACGCUGAGACGAAAAGAUUCCUAGCAGAUCAUACCAUGUGGUCGUUUGCGCUCGCGUUUUUGCUAAUGGUCGGACCCGGUGAAGCCUUCAUCAACAACCUUGGCACCAUCAUUGGAACUCUGUCGCCCCCAAACACACAAGGCUCUGGGCGCGAUACUUCGGCGGCUACCCAUGUGUCCAUAUUUGGACUCACGAGCACCUUGGGUCGCAUGCUGGUUGGGACUAUUACCGACCUGAUCGCUCCCGCGCCCCAAACGCAGCAUGCACAGCUCCCUAUUCACCGUCCUUCGAGGCUGCAGCGAUUUACCAUCUCUCGCGUGGCAUUCAUGCUCUUCUUCGCCUUGGCCAUGUCCCUCGGUCUAGCAUUCCUCGCCUCCGGUGCCGCCCAGAACCACGCCGACCGCUUCUGGGUUGUCUCCGGUUUUGUCGGCGCUGGCUACGGUGCCAUCUUCAGCCUUGCACCACUCAUUGUCACAAUCAUCUGGGGCGUUGAAAACUUUGCCACCAACUUUGGCGUUGUAACUACACUCCCUGCUCUGGGCUCGACAUUUUGGGGUCUCGUCUACGCUGCCGGUUACCAGUCAGGUGCAAGCCAACCCAGCCAGCCAUCCGAGCCAGGCGAUAGAGACGGAGAUGAGCUCUUCUGCUACGGAGCGUCCUGCUAUUCAGCCACCUUUUGGGGCGAAGCCAUUACCGUCUGGAUUGCCUGCGUCCUACUGCUUUGGGCUUGGCUGGGGCCUGGUGGCUGGAAGAAGCGCGGCAUUCUCAUUUAA
Molecule: messenger RNA, 1749 nt
Organism: Beauveria bassiana ARSEF 2860
Lineage: Eukaryota; Fungi; Ascomycota; Sordariomycetes; Hypocreales; Cordycipitaceae
Product: MFS monocarboxylic acid transporter
Exons: 1
Coding region: 1-1749 (582 amino acids)
Biological process (GO): transmembrane transport
Cellular component (GO): membrane
Molecular function (GO): transmembrane transporter activity
Source: RefSeq, a predicted model, not a curated record